Phymastichus coffea is the source of this 1669-nucleotide messenger RNA. RefSeq names its product protein D1-like. The transcript is spliced from 4 exons. NCBI's taxonomy places the organism in Eukaryota, Metazoa, Arthropoda, Insecta, Hymenoptera, Eulophidae. The coding region runs from base 193 to 750 and encodes 185 amino acids. The record is from RefSeq and is a predicted model, not a curated record.
UUGGAGUAAUUGGCAUUGGUGGCGUUGUAUUCACAAAACAUAUGAUCGAAAUCGAACAUCAAACAAUCAUUAUCACAAAAUCCUGAUCACAUUAUAUUUUUCGUUCCCGUCACAAAAAAUCUUCGAGGAAGUGAUUUUGUUGAUGAAAAAUAAUCAACAGUAUUUUGUUGUUUUAAAUAAUUUUUAAUUGAAAUGGCAAACGAUGCAUUAUCAAAAUUUCAAUCAGAGAAGAUAGUGCCGACUCUGAUAUCAACAGCUCCUCGGAGUUUUCUUCCUGUGGAGUACAACGGAAUACAAAUUGAAUUUGGACAAGAAUUAACGCCAACGCUGGUGAAAGAUAUACCAAAAGUUACUUGGAACGUGGGCGAUUCCGAAUAUUAUACACUUUGCAUGGCUGAUCCCGACGCAAGACUAAGCCUCGAUGUGCCACCAUUCCAAGUUCUCCAUUGGCUAGUAACAAACAUUCCUGGAAAUGACAUUGAUAAAGGUGAUAUUUUGGCAGAAUAUCGAGGCUCGGGACCGCCCAAAGGCACAGGUCUCCAUCGUUAUGUGUUUCUGCUCUUCAAACAGCCGGAAAAACUUCAAUUCGAUGAGAAGUUUAUUAGCAAAACCACACGAACUGGCCGUGUUAAUUAUUCUGUUCAAAAUUUUGUCGAUAAAUACAAGCUCGGUAUACCUGUUGCUGGUAACAUGUAUCGAGCAGAGUAUGACGAUUAUGUACCGACACUCUACGCUACAUAUACCGAUUAGUUCUGUGUACCGAAGCAAGCAACUUCAUGAUAUUUUAUUUCGCGUUAUAGCUCUAAAAGGCUUUUUAUCUCGAUAACAUUAAUGAGUUUUUGUUAUAAUUUAUAAUGACAUUAUAAAUAUAAAAUCCAAUAUCCCUCUUCCUUGUUCAGUAGAACGCAAAAAGUAACGGAAGGUUUAUAUUUUUACAGACAAAUAUGUGAAAAAAUAAAAUAAGUAAUAAUUGUUUAUGGUAACAAAGUAAUAAUUGUUUAUGGUAAAAAGGUUCAUGGAUAUAAUUUUUCAUAAAAAAAAUCUAUUAACUAAAUUCAACACUGAGUAGCGUUACACAAAAAUAAAAAUAAAAUGAAGAGAAAUAGCAUUUUUAUAUCUUAUACUGGGUAUUCUUGGAUGUUGUUGCUAAUUGAAGAUUAAUAAAAAAAGAUUUACUUUAAAUUUUCAUUAAUUUAAUGAUCACAUUUUUACAAUACCAUGUUUACAUCAAUAGACAUCAAGAUCUUUGAAACAUGUUUUUAUUUUUCGCGUCUAUUUUGAAAAAUCCAUAUACUUAAUUAUAUUAACAAUGAAUUGAGACUUUGUUUAUCCGUUUCUUUAAUUUUAUUCCACAUUAACGACCAGAAUUAAUGGAUUUGCAUUAAAUGACAGUAUUCCUAGUGAUUCUUAAUGGUAUGAAAAAGAAGUGAUAAAAAACGGCAUAUACAAAAAAUUGUACUUCGAAUUACAGUGGUGGGUAGAACUAUUUUUAAAUGUUACAGUGGUAGUAUACGUACAAUAUUAAGCUUCAUUCUACGUGUAUUAAACAAUUUAAGAAUCAACUGAAUAAUCCAUUCAGCUAACAGGAUUAAUUACACAAAUUUUUCUUCUGGAUAUUAACUGCGAAAUUAACAUAUUUAUAAAGAAUAAGGUAUUCGUAAUCUAUACA